AUGGUAAAGGAAGAAUUAAUUGAUACUCGAACAGCAAUUAUGAGGUAUGCUACAGAAGAAGCAGCACUAGACCUGUUACUGCCUUACCAAAGACCAAGUGGUGGCAACAGGUUUGCCACCAUCCCUAAUACUCAAGAACUUCAUCCCAAAGCAGCACUAGACCUGAUACUGCCUUACCAUAGAUCCGAAUUUGAGGGAAUUUUUCGAGCAAUGGAUGGACUUCCAGUGACAAUCCGCCUUUUGGAUCCUCCACUCCAUGAAUUAUUACCCGAAGGUGAUCUGCAACAAAUUGUGAGUCAACUCACUGAGGACACUGGCAUGACUGAGGAUCAAAUUUCUUCAAGGAUCAAGAAUUUAUCUGAAGUGAACCCAAUGCUUGGCUUCAGAGGUUGCAGGCUUGGAAUUUCAUAUUUGGAGCUAACGGAGAUGCAAGUGCGUGCAAUCUUUCAAGCUGGGGUGACUAUGAGCAACCAACAAAUUGGUGCCACUUACAUUCCAGCUGAGAACAUUCGUGAGAGAACAAAAGAAUUGAAAGCUGAUUCAAUACUCAAUGUCCCUGGUUUAUUAGUUAUUGAUACACCUGGCCAUGAGUCCUUCAAGAAUUUAAGGUCUCGGGGUUCUAGUUUAUGUGAUAUUGCCAUUUUGGUUGGUGACAUUAUGCAUGGAUUGGAACCACAGACUAUUGAAUCACUAAAUCUAUUGAGAAUGAGGAAUACAGAGUUCAUUGUGGCCUUGAAUAAGGUUGAAAGAUUAUAUGGGUGGAAAACAUGUCGCAAUGCACCAAUUGGGAAAGCAAUGAAACUUCAGUCCAAAGAUGUUCAACUUGAAUUCGAGCAUAGGCUCACUCAGAUAAUUACAUAA
Messenger RNA from Lactuca virosa, 861 nucleotides. The record is from the annotation of a GenBank genome assembly. NCBI's taxonomy places the organism in Eukaryota, Viridiplantae, Streptophyta, Magnoliopsida, Asterales, Asteraceae.